AUGGUUUCUAUUAGUACUAGCUGUUCCCCCCCGGACAAAACUCUUCCUCCAUCAUUCCACUAUCCAAGAAAAAGAGCCACAAUGGAGGGCGCGGCGCAGACCAUCGUCGGCACUGUUGGCCGGCUGUUGGGCGAGGAGUUCCGGCAGCUCCGAGCCGUUGGCCACGAGGUUGUGGAGCUGAGGGACGAGCUGGCCACCAUGAACGCCCUCCUGCGCAUGCAGGCUGAAGCCGAAGACGGCGCCGUGGACCACUUCAUCCGGGAGUGGAUGAAGCAGCUGCGCGAGCUAGCUUAUGACGCCGAGGACUGCGUUGACCUCUACAUAUUCCGCAUCAAGUGCCGUUUUGGCGACGGGUUCCUCGCCUGGUCCAAUCGCCUCCUUGUGACGUUCUUCCCUCGUCGUCGCCUUGCUGGCGAGAUCAAGUCCCUACGAGCCCGUGCUGUCUCCAUCAGCGAGCGCCAUGCUCGCUACAGCGAGGCACUGCGCCGCUCUCCGGCUUUAGCCCUCAUGCCGACAGCGUCGGCAUCUGAGCUUGUGCUCCGCCCUGCCAACGAUCCUGAUCAGCUCGUUGGCAUCCAGGACGAGGCUAACACCCUGGCUGAAAUGGUCAAGGCGAGGAAUGACGAAGAGGUUGACAGCAAACCCAAGGUCUUCUCCAUCCUGGGUUUCGGGGGGCUCGGAAAGACGACACUGGCCAUGGAGGUGUACCGGCUGCUGGAGGCGGAGUUCGAGCACCAAGCGCAAGUAUCGGUGUCUCAGGCGUUUGACGGCACCAAGGACAUCCAAGGAUUGCUGAAGCGCGUGCUUCGACAAAUUAUUAUGGCGAAACCACAAAAUGAGAAGGAAGAGAAUAUCGGCGACGUGGAUGUGAUGAACCUGGCCAGGAAGCUCAAGGAGCAUCUUGCGGACAAGAGGUACAUUAUUGUUAUCGAUGAUGUAUGGACAACAACGGCGUGGGAUGCCAUCCGGGUCCACUUGCCAGAUAGCAAAUGCGGUAGCAGAAUCAUUGUUACCACCCGGAUAGAGACCGUGGCCAAAGAAUGCAGUUCUCCAAGUGUUUCUGAUUAUUACAUCUACCGUCUUAAGCGACUCAAGACAAAAUACUCCAAGGAGUUGUUCCUCAGUAGAGCAUUUGGUUCCAUGACAGCUACUUGCCCAAAUGAGUUGAAAGUUAUAAUGGACAAUAUCUUGAAGAAGUGUGAUGGGCUACCAUUGGCCAUUGUUAGCAUUGCCAGCCUCUUGGCGAACUAUAAAUCUCCUGAGAGAAAAAGCAGGUGGGAAACAAUUUGCAACUCCAUUGGUUCACUGAUGGAGAGCAACAGUAAACUUGAGGGGAUGAAGCAGAUACUGACACUCAGCUACAACCACCUGCCUUACCACCUGAAGGUUUGCAUGAUGUACCUUAGUAUUUUCCCAGAGGAUUAUGAGAUCAACAAGAAUCGUCUCUUGUAUAGGUGGAUUGCCGAAGGAUUGGUUGAGGAGAAGCGAGGAUUGACUCUGCUGAAGGUUGCAGAAGCCUACUACGAUGAGCUAGUGAGCAGGAGCAUGAUUAGUCCGGCAUUCUCUGUGAACUUUUAUGGGAAGGUUGAAGCAUGCCGGGUGCAUGAUAUUAUGGUUGAAGUCUUGGUCUCCAAAUCCUUGGAGGCCAACUUUGUUAGCCUAGUUGGCGGGCAGUUUGAAGGGAUGUUGUAUGACCGUGCUCGUCGCCUUUCCAUCCAAGGUGUAGAACAGGACCCUACAUCCAAGAAAAGGGCAGCAGUUGGUGGUAAGAGGAGCAACAUGGGGGGGAUGGACUUGCAGCAUGUUCGGUCACUGAGCAAUUUUGAGCUCCAAGGACAGAAGCUGCUUGAUCGGCUUCACGAGUUCACUCUGCUAAGGGUUCUUGAUCUGGAAGACUGCAAGGGGCUAGAAAACAAGCAUGUGAAGGACAUCUGCCGAUUGUACCUCCUAAAGUUUUUGAGCAUGAAAGGCACAUGUAUCAGUGUGAUUCCUAAAAAAGUCGGCAAGCUAGAGCAUUUGGAAGUGCUUGAUGUGCGUGAGACAAACAUCCGUGAGAAGAUACCAGAUACAGUGACAAAUCUGCAGAAACUUGUGCGCAUGGAUUUGUGCCACGAGGUUGAUUGGUGGGCUAUGUGGCAUUUUCCCAAGGGGCUCUCUAAAAUGAAGGCAUUGUGCGAGGUGGAACGUGCACUGGUAAGUAAUGUUGAAGUCGCCAAACAGUUUGGCCAACUAGGACAACUGUGUCGCAUAUAUCUGUUUGUUGACGCCCAGAAAGAUCCCAAGGUUCUCCAAGAGGUUGCCCUCUCCCUCAGCAAGUUGUACUCCCUCCGGUAUCUCUCCAUUGCCCGCAUGGGUGGCGAGGGCACCAAAAUGGACUUUAUCCUUGAACUUGAGACGCCGCCACGGCUCCUCCGGUACUUUUACAUCGAUGGCCAGGUUUCAAAAUUGCCUGACUGGAUGAUCGAACUAUCAUAUCUGACUGCCUUUGGCGGGAUUUGGUUGAAUUUACGUGGUGAACAAUUGUAUGGUGCCCUUUGUAAGUUGCCCAACCUGCAGACCAUCAGCCUGUGGCAGGAUUGCUACAUUGACCAAAAACAUGUUGCACGUACUGAACACAAGUUUCCGGCGUUGAAGACACUUGCCUUGUGCUCAAUUUAUUGUCACAACCCCGAAGUGAUAGAGUUCACGGAAGGAUCCAUGGAUAUGCUUGAGGAGCUUACAGUGAGGUUCUGUGAGCGUAACAGCAGGAGGAGCAUUGUUGGCAUCCAGCACUUGAAAAACCUGAAAGAGGUGCAGCUUAGAGGUAUGAGAGACGACUAUUUUCUCGACCUUGCAUUGAAGGAGCUCAAUACCGAGAGUAACAGCCGCCCCAAGGGCCAUCAAUUCAAGAUUGGAGUGAGGUACGAUUAA
Molecule: messenger RNA, 2910 nt
Organism: Triticum turgidum subsp. durum (durum wheat)
Lineage: Eukaryota; Viridiplantae; Streptophyta; Magnoliopsida; Poales; Poaceae
Source: the annotation of a GenBank genome assembly